Molecule: messenger RNA, 696 nt
Organism: Chenopodium quinoa (quinoa)
Lineage: Eukaryota; Viridiplantae; Streptophyta; Magnoliopsida; Caryophyllales; Amaranthaceae
Product: mitotic-spindle organizing protein 1A-like
Exons: 2
Coding region: 245-466 (73 amino acids)
Biological process (GO): mitotic spindle assembly; gamma-tubulin complex localization; microtubule nucleation by interphase microtubule organizing center
Cellular component (GO): centrosome; gamma-tubulin ring complex; spindle
Source: RefSeq, a predicted model, not a curated record
GUUUGGUUUCGUGAAACUUGUACGUACUAGACAUAGGCGGGAAAAUACUACUCCAAUUUGGGUCUUUAGUCUCUCUCCUACAUUUCCCUCUUCUACAGUCUCUCUCCUCCAUUGCCUUUCCUUUCAAGCAAAACUCCUUUUGCCUACUUUUUCUUCCACAAAUCGCAAAUCUUGACUAAUUUCUCACUCUCCACCUUUCCAAUUCUUAAGUAAUUAGUGAAGCAAUACUGAAGAAAUUGCAUAGAUGGAUUCGGAGGCUGCACGAACUGCACGAGACUCUCUGGAACUAGCAUUUCAGAUGUCGAACAUACUUGAAACGGGAUUAGAUCGUCACUCUCUUUCUGUCUUGAUUGCACUAUGUGAUCUUGGCUUGAACCCUGAGGCGCUUGCUGCAGUUGUGAAGGAGCUUAGAAGAGAGCCCCCACCUUCUUCGACCAUCCCAGCUGAUGCACCUGCUCAUUCCUGAACAUUUUUUCCUCUGCCCUGUUAUUUGUAUUCACCCUUUACCUUUUCGUUUCUAUUGUAGAGUUUUUACUUUUUAGUAUUGAAUUGCUUUGGAGAAUGCUGCAGAUGUAUCAGCUUCAAUAUAUGCUUGAAUUAGCAAGUAGCCUGGUAACUUUGUGUUAUACUGGUAUAAAAUUGUUGUUUGUUGAUUUCUCUUGGUUUUAGUUCGAGUAAAAUUUAUCUUACUAGCUA